AUGUCUCAUCAGACAGGAAUAAAAGCUAAUGACGCUUUGAAAAAAAUAUUCGCCAAGUGUCGAGAUGGAAAAAUUCGAGUGUUGAAAGUAUCUAUUGAAAAUGAGGAGUUAGCACCGUCUACAUCAUCAAAACCUGUCGGAAAAUGGCAAGACGACUAUAAUAAAUUAGUGAAACCACUUAUCGAUGAAAAUCAACCAGCGUACAUAUUAUUUAGGCUUGACACCAAGUCACCAGACUCCGGCUAUGACUGGCUGUUUAUCUCCUGGUCGCCCGACAAUGCACCAGUGCGCCAAAAAAUGCUCUACGCGUCGACGAAAGCCACCCUGAAGCAGGAAUUCGGAACUGCUUCGAUAAAAGACGAAUUGCAUGGCACCGUGAUGGAAGACGUAACUCUGGAGGGUUACAACAGACACAAGAAAAAUGAUGCUGCACCAGCACCGCUUACUUCUGCUGAAGAAGAGCUGGUUGAGCUUAAAAAAACAGCUAUACAUACUGACUACAAUGUUGAAACGCGACAUCAGACGCUCAGUGGUGUUGCGUUCCCUGUAACUGAUGAAGCUAAACAGGCGAUAACUGACAUGGGAAAAGGAGUCCAUGAAUAUGUUCAGUUGAAAAUAGACUUGGACGAAGAAAAAAUUCAUUUAGUUAUGACUGGUGACGUUUCUUUGGAUAAGUUACCUACCAAGGUACCUGCUGAUGCUGCCAGAUAUCAUUUAUAUAACUUUAAGCACACUCACGAGGGUGAUUACACUGAAGCAAUAGUUUUUAUCUACAGUAUGCCAGGGUACAGUUGCAGUAUCAAAGAGCGAAUGCUUUAUUCGUCAUGCAAGGCUCCAUUGCUGGAUCUUAUCCAGUCAUUAGGUGUUACAAUUGCGAAAAAGUUGGAGGUAAAUAGUGGAGAAGAGUUAGCAGACAUGUUGGAGGACCCUCCUACAAUAAAAGAAAAAAUCAUCGUCUCGACCCCGGUCACCCCGACAAGCAAUAUUCCGCAGCUAGAGAUAGAUGAUGCAAAGGAAUUAACGGAAGGAUUUUUACAAGAGGAGCUACACCCAAAAGUCAAUUUACACCGGCCAAAAUUUGCUAAGCCGAAAGGACCCCCUGGCAGAGGUGCCAAACGUAUUACCAAGGUCCAGGACUUAGAUAAGCAAGAAGAAUCAUAA
Molecule: messenger RNA, 1161 nt
Organism: Cotesia congregata
Lineage: Eukaryota; Metazoa; Arthropoda; Insecta; Hymenoptera; Braconidae
Source: the annotation of a GenBank genome assembly